GAUGCGAUACGCAUCUCAUACUGCAAACAAAAUGGCCCCCUCCGCAACCACCCCGGAGAAGACCCUCUCCCCCAUUGACCCGCAGGUUUUCGCCCUGCGCAAGGUCCUGACCUCCGAGUCCGCGCCUCUCGCCCACCGCUUCCGAGCUCUCUUUUCUCUAAAGCACCUAGCUUCCCUGUCGCCUCCGACUCCUCAGACACGCCCCGCUAUCGAUGCCAUUGCUGCUGCCUUCACGUCCCCUUCCGCGCUACUGAAGCACGAACUAGCCUACUGCUUGGGCCAGUCGCGGAACGAUGCAGCUGUCCCAUAUUUGCGCACGGUGCUGGAGGACAGGGAUGAGGACGCCAUGUGUAGACACGAGGCUGCGGAAGCCUUGGGGGCUUUGGGCGACCAAGACAGCUUGAGUCUACUUAGGGGCAUGAGGGACGACACUCAGGAGCUGGAAGUCGUGAGAGAGACCUGCGAGAUCGCGGUUGAGAGGAUUGAAUGGGAGCACGGCGUUUCACGGAAGGAUGAGCAACUCAAGCAAAGCGAUUUUGCGAGUAUAGAUCCGGCCCCACCACUUCCACAGGCCAGUUCAAAACCUGCAAUACCCGAGCUGCAAAAGACCCUGUUGGAUACGUCGCUGCCGCUUUUCCAGCGGUACCGGGCCAUGUUCGCACUUCGCGAUCUGUCUUCUCCACCUGACCUUCCGACUGCGGUGCCCGCCGUGCAGGCACUUGCGAGAGGCUUCCAAGAUCCAUCUGCUCUCUUCCGCCACGAGAUUGCGUUCGUCUUUGGACAGCUAUCCCAUCCUGCGUCCAUACCGAGCUUGACAGAGACUCUGAGUAACACCAAGGAAGCUAGCAUGGUCCGACACGAAGCCGCAGAGGCGCUGGGCAGUCUAGGAGACGAGGAGGGCGUCGAGGAAACCCUGAAGAAAUUCCUAGAUGACCCUGAGCAAGUUGUGAGAGACAGCGUGAUUGUGGCACUGGACAUGGCCGAGUUCGAGAAGAAUGGGGAGGCUGAAUACGCGAUCAUCCCAGACGCAGGAUUGAUUGAGGUGUAACAGUCGACCAGGGCACGAGGCAUGCAUUGUCGGCGUUCAAAACGGGGGCUGGGUGUAACAACAGGCCGGGGCAUUGGGUAGGAACUGGCGAAAACAUGGUCUCUGUUCCCCUCAAUCUAGUUGUUGUCGUUCCAUCUGUGGAACAGGUUUAGCAGUUAGAAAUGAACAUGGGAAUUGCAACCUACUUGUACCCGC
This is a messenger RNA of Mytilinidion resinicola, 1243 nucleotides long. RefSeq names its product Deoxyhypusine hydroxylase. Gene Ontology annotation, molecular function: deoxyhypusine monooxygenase activity. Gene Ontology annotation, biological process: peptidyl-hypusine biosynthetic process. The coding region runs from base 32 to 1048 and encodes 338 amino acids. The transcript has 2 exons. The record is from RefSeq and is a predicted model, not a curated record. Lineage: Eukaryota; Fungi; Ascomycota; Dothideomycetes; Mytilinidiales; Mytilinidiaceae.